This is a messenger RNA of Tachysurus fulvidraco (yellow catfish), 3323 nucleotides long. It is a transcript of the gene lrch1, whose product is annotated as leucine-rich repeats and calponin homology (CH) domain containing 1. Bases 16 to 2322 code for a protein of 768 amino acids. The record is from RefSeq and is a predicted model, not a curated record. NCBI's taxonomy places the organism in Eukaryota, Metazoa, Chordata, Actinopteri, Siluriformes, Bagridae. Gene Ontology annotation, molecular function: protein binding. The transcript is spliced from 21 exons.
GAAUCCCUGAACACUAUGGCGCAGGAUUGGCCUUCAGUUUACUGCACACAGUCUUAUAUGGCAGUAUUUGACCAGCAGAAGGCGCUCGCUAUCAGAUCCUCACUGUACUUCCCUCAGCCCCUUUGGUCAGUAGAAAACACUACGCAGUGGCGUGUAGCAGGACGGUGGAGGUCUGGCUCUCACGCGUUAAUCCGCCAGGGACGUUUCUCGGAGCCGAUCAUGGAGGUGUCCGGUGCGGCGGCCCCCAGGGUGCUGAGCGCGAGCCGCGGCGUGGAGCGCGCGCUGGAAGAGGCGGCAGGUUCGGGGACGCUGAACCUCAGCUCCAGGAAGCUGAAAGAAUUCACCAGCGCGGCCGCGCACUACGACCUCAGCGACACGGUGCACGCAGAUCUUUCAAAGAAUCGUCUGACAGAAGUUCCUCCUGAGGUCACGCGGCUCGUUUCCUUGGAAACGCUGAACCUUUAUCACAACUGUAUCAGAAGCAUUCCUGACACCAUCAUCGGCCUACAGUCGCUCACGUCAUUAAAUAUCAGUCGCAACCAGCUGUCAGUGUUGCCGGUGUGUGUGUGUGGUCUUCCCCUGAGAGUCCUCAACGCCAGCAACAACAAACUCAACGCUUUGCCGGAAAGCAUCGGCCAGCUCACCAGUCUCAUGGAACUGGAUGUGAGCUGUAAUGAGGUCACAGCUCUCCCGCGCCAGAUCGGACGCCUCAAAGCUCUACGAGAGCUCAACGUGCGCCGGAACCUUCUGUGUGUCCUGCCUGAAGACUUGGCAGUUCUACCUCUGGUAAAGUUUGAUUUCUCCUGUAAUAAAGUUUCCACUAUUCCAAUCUGCUACCGCAAAAUGACUCAGCUCCAAUCACUACAUCUAGAGAAUAACCCACUACAGAGCCCUCCAGCACAGAUUUGUAUAAAGGGGAAGGUGCACAUAUUUAAGUACCUCACAAUGGAGUCGUGUCGCAGCGACAAGAUGGCCGACGCCCUCUACUUACCUGUUAUAGACCACCUCGGCCUAUCACGUCCCACCGCUGGCAGUACGGAGGACAUCGAUCAACAUCGGAAGCUUGACAGCGACUCUGGGCUCGGCAGCGAUAAUGGAGACAAGAGGCUUUCUGCCACAGAGCCAUCUGACGAGGACAGUCUGAGUCUUAAUGUCCCCAUGUCCAACAUCACAGAAGAGGAAGGAAUAUGUAAAGAUGAUUCUAUCGAGCAUAUCAGUUCCCUGACAGCAGACCAAAGCCCUUCAGAUUCAGGACAGUUUGGAUACAGAGAUUCUUCCUAUACGACUCGAUUCAUCAACUACAUCAAGGGUCGAGGUGUUGACUUCGACGAGCCCCUCAGAAUCGAGGAAGACAGUAACUGGGCAGCCGAGCAGUCGUCAAAGGUUAACCUGAUCCGCCCUCUGAAAGAGGCAGUAGACCUGUUGCAGAAUCCUAACAGAGUGAACAUGAGCUCAUCUGAUUUGUCUGGAAUUAAACUCUACCCAGUGGAAAUGGUCACAGUGGACGAAUCUCUUAAUGGUCAGGAGAGUGAAGACGGACAGACGACGCCUAAGGAUGGUCCGGAUGAAGGCUGGGAGUUCCAGAGGAAGAGGCAGUAUAUUCUGAAACGGGCUCGGCUGGAGGCGCAGCUCGCGUGCCAGCAGUACACCUUCUAUGUGGCUCAAAAGGGCGAGACGAUUUGUGAGGAGAAGACAGACGACGGUCGAGCAGAGCAAGAGAACAGUGAAGCCCAGAGUCCAGUGUUGUCACCACCGUUCGGCUUGAAGCCUCGAUCAGCUCCUCCCCCUGUCCCUUACUCACCUUUGUCCAUCAGUAGAGACACACUGUCCAUCAGUAGAGACACACCCACUAGGCCUCAUGAUGGAUGUGUUCCUCUCAGUGUUUUCUUGAGAACUCCUAAGAGUCUCGAAUCAGCGGAUCCUCAGUUCACCAUGAGGAGAAGGAUGGAACAGCUCAGAGAGGAGCUGGAACUCGUGGAGCAGCUACGUGAGAACAUUGAGAGCAGACUGAAGGUUGUGCUUCCUGAAGAUCUCGGCUCCUCGCUCAUGGAUGGGGUGGUUCUCUGUCAUCUAGCCAAUCAUGUUAAACCACGCUCGGUGGCUAGCAUCCAUGUUCCUUCUCCAGCAGUACCCAAGCUCAGUAUGGCUAAAUGCCGUCGGAACGUCGAGAACUUCUUGGAUGCUUGCAGGAAGAUCGGAGUUCCUGAGGACAGAUUGUGUCUCCCUCAUCACAUUCUGGAGGAGAAGGGACUAAUGAAAGUGGGGACCACCAUUCAGGCGCUGCUGGACCAGUUCUCGGUGAAACAGAACCUCUUCACAUGAACAUCACAUUAUUCACUUCGCUCGUGAUAAUCGUGCUAAAUUCCAGUCAACAUUUAUAAAGAUGAACACGUGGGUGAAACAUUCCUUAUUUAAUAACUAUUUAUUAAAGAGUCGGGUUUAAAAAGAAAACAAGGUGUUGGUCCAUUAACACAAGGUGUUGGUCCAUUAACACAAGAUGUUGGUCCAUUAACACAAGGUGUUGGUCCAUUAACACAAGGUGUUGGUCCAUUAACACAUUUUACUCAGUUGAUGAUAUUUUAUUCAAUUUACUGAACAUUAUUCACAAUCUGAGCUGCAGAUAUGUAUUAUGUAGAGGGAUUUUACAUUUAUGUUCAUUACACACAGCUUACACACAGUCCCAUUAAUACUUAACACCUGAUCAGUACACUCCUCUGUGUUCAGUACACUCUGUGUUCAGUACACUCCUGUGUGUUCAGUACUCUGUGUUCAGUACACUCUGUGUUCAGUACUCUGUGUUCAGUACACUGUGUUCAGUACACUCCUCUGUGUUCAGUACUCUGUGUUCAGUACACUCCUCUGUGUUCAGUACACUCCUCUGUGUUCAGUACACUCUCUGUGUUCAGUACUCUGUGUUCAGUACACUCCUCUGUGUUCAGUACACUCUCUGUGUUCAGUACACUCUGUGUUCAGUACACUCUGUGUUCAGUACACUCCUCUGUGUUCAGUACACUCCUCUGUGUUCAGUACACUCUGUGUUCAGUACACUCUGUGUUCAGUACUCCUCUGUGUUCAGUACACUGUGUUCAGUACACUGUGUUCAGUACACUCCUCUGUGUUCAGUACACUGUGUUCAGUACACUGUGUUCAGUACACUCCUCUGUGUUCAGUACACUGUGUUCAGUACACUCCUCUGUGUUCAGUACACUGUGUUCAGUACACUCCUCUGUGUUCAGUACACUGUGUUCAGUACUCCUCUGUGUUCAGUACACUGUGUUCAGUACACUCCUCUGUGUGGUGAGGAUCCUAAUGGAAAUCAGUGA